Contarinia nasturtii (swede midge) is the source of this 1969-nucleotide messenger RNA. RefSeq names its product calpain-A-like. Bases 209 to 1843 code for a protein of 544 amino acids. NCBI's taxonomy places the organism in Eukaryota, Metazoa, Arthropoda, Insecta, Diptera, Cecidomyiidae. The transcript is spliced from 4 exons. Gene Ontology annotation, biological process: proteolysis. The record is from RefSeq and is a predicted model, not a curated record. Gene Ontology annotation, molecular function: calcium-dependent cysteine-type endopeptidase activity. Gene Ontology annotation, cellular component: cytoplasm.
UGGCAUUCAGUAUGAUAUAGUUUGUCAAAACAUAGUGUGUUUAAAUCGUUCAAUGAUAGAAGAAAGAUAAACAAAAGGAGACUAAGCGAAAUAGUUGAAGAAAGUACAGAAGAUACCGGCAUAUAUACAAGUGAACAUUUAUAUUUAAAUACAUAUCACGCGAGAAUAAAAAACUAACAAACACACAAGCUUUGUAAUCAAUCAAAAUAUGCGUUGCAUUUGUGGAGCUUUUCGAAAAUCACUUGUGUUGGAAGAAAAAACAGUCAAACCAAAUGAUGAUUCCGCCAAUUUGGAGCCAACAAGUGAUACGAGCAAGGAUCAAAAACCGGCUGACCCAAGCGACGAUCCGAAAGCAGCUGAAGAUGAGCUAGAUUUUAAAGAACAAGAUUUCGAUACAUUGCGAACUGAUUGUCUGAAAAAUCAAAUACUUUUUGAAGAUAGUGAGUUUCCCGCUAAUGAGUCAUCGUUGCAAUUAUCGACGCAAACUAGUCGUCAAAUAAAAUGGUUGCGCCCUAAAGAAAUCGUUGAAAUUCCGCAAUUUUUUGUCGAUGGUUUUUCGCGAUUUGAUGUAAAACAAGGAGAGCUCGGCGAUUGUUGGUUUCUCGCCGCAGCUGCAGCGUUGACACAAAACUCCGAAAUGUUUGUUCGAGUUGUUCCGCAUGAUCAAAGCUUUGACGAAAACUAUGCGGGCAUCUUUCAUUUUCGAUUUUGGCAAUUUGGUAAAUGGAUUGAUGUUUGUGUUGAUGAUCGUCUUCCAACAUAUCAUGGCGAACUUUUGUAUAUGCAUUCAUCGCAAGAUAAUGAAUUUUGGAGUGUACUGCUCGAAAAAGCCUACGCGAAAUUGCACGGCAGCUAUGAGGCAUUGAGAGGUGGUUCUACGUGUGAAGCUAUGGAAGAUUUUACUGGCGGUGUAACUGAAAUGUAUGAACUGAAGGAGGCACCAGCAAAUCUUUUCGAUAUUUUAAUUAAAGGACAUGAACGUGAUUCAAUGAUGGCAUGUAGUAUUGAAGCCGAUCCAAGUGUAUUAGAAGCUGAAACGAAAUUUGGUCUGAUAAGAGGUCAUGCCUAUUCAAUUACUAAGAUUGCACUCAUGGACAUUGUAACACCAAAUACAACUGGCAAAAUUCAAAUGGUGCGGCUUCGAAAUCCAUGGGGUAAUGAUGCCGAAUGGAACGGACCUUGGAGCGACAAAUCAGCUGUAUGGCGCCUCAUACCAGAUAACGUGAAGCAAGAAAUCGGAUUGAACUUUGAUUCGGACGGUGAAUUUUGGAUGGCCUAUCAUGAUUGGUUGAAACACUUUGACAGAGUUGAAAUUUGCAGUUUGAGCCCCGACUCGUUGAGCGAAGAUAAAGUUGAUAAUGGUCGAAAAAGAUGGGUGUCGUCAGUGUUUGAAGGGCAGUGGAUUAAAGGAGUGUCCGCAGGUGGUUGUCGUAAUAAUUUGGCCACAUUUGCACAAAAUCCACAAUACUUUGUAACUUUGGAGGAUCCAGACGAGGAUGACGACGAAGAUUUGUGUACAAUCAUUGUUGCUUUGAUGCAGAAAAAUCGAAGAUCCAGACAAAAUAUGGGCAUGCACUGUUUAACAAUGGGCUUUGCUAUUUAUCGCGUUACCGACAACCAUUUGCCAAACAAACCACUCGAAAUGAAUUUUUUCAAAUAUAAUGCUUCAGUGGCUAGAGCACCUGCGUUUAUAAACUUGCGUGAGGUUACUUGCCGCUUCAAAUUGAAACCAGGUCAUUACUUAAUUGUACCAUCAACAUUUGAGCCAAAUGAAGAAGGAGAAUUUUUAAUUCGUGUAUUCUCGGAGCAAAAAAAUUUCAUUGAAUUUGUAGAAUCAAAGUAAAGCAAAUUUCAAAGUGAAAUUCAAAUAAAACUCAAGUGCACUUCUUACGCAUAUUUCAUAAAAUAUUCUCCAAAUUUGAACUAUUGUCGAAUGAAAGUAUUUUUUUUUUGACACAAUGUGAACCAA